CUCCUGCUCUUACACGUGGCGUCUCUGCCCUCGUUUCUUUUUCACGUAUAAUAAUGAAACCUGAAAAUUCUGAACAGGAAAAAGAAAACGCAGAGCUUCGUGUUCAUGCUGUUGAAUUUUAUUUGUAGUGCAAUGGCGGAAAAAGAAGAGGAGAGGGAGGUAGAGCUAGAGCUAGGAUUAUCCAUAGGAGGGAGUUACAGAAGGAAAAACGACAGCGUUUGUGAUGAAACAUCUACCAAACAGAAUGGAAGUUGCGUAAGGUCAAGUUUUUUAAUGGAAGAAAUGACAAAGAAGGAGAUGCAUGCGUUGAGGAGACGAGAAGUGAAGAAAAAAAGAGAAGAAAAGCAGCAGCUAAAGAAAAUCCGAAGCAGUGGUCAAAAUAUUAACGUUAACGAUAAUGGGAUGUGGUUAAUGGGCAAGGAUAAUCAUUUCAGCUCAGACGAGCGGGAAUGCAAGAAAAUGAAGACGAAUUUGAGCGUCGAGCAAAACGGCACCGUGGGCUCUGUUAUACCGUUGCAGUACGGGUUGCCUGCUGCGGAUGGGUUUGUGUAUCCAUGUGGGAAUGGAAAUGUAAAUGUUGUACCUUGUUGGUUAACACCACGUGGGGAGGAUGGGAAUGUGGUUCCGGUGGUUGGCUAUGGGUUUGUACCGUUUCAGGCUGGGUCGGUUAUUCCGGGUUAUAAUGGGUAUGAUUCGGAGCAGAAUGGUAAUGGUGGCAGCGUUGAUGGAGGAGAUAGUACUAAAGGUGGGUCUAAUAGAUCUCCAUUUUGUGGGUAUUCUACGGGUUCGGAUCAUAGAAGCUCUUCUAACGAAGGUGGUGGCAGCAGUGACACCAGAAGCCGUUCAAGUCCCUCUAUACCACAACUAUCUCCACAGAAUAUUUUGAUAGAAAAUGACACCAAGCCUCCCUCUGAUCACAGUGCUACAUCUCAUCUCACAAACUCUGGCCCGUCCGAAAAAACAAUUUCGUCCUGUAACGAUCGGUCGUCCCCAGCUGAACCGAAAGAAGAAGCUAAAUCAGUAAUAGAAUCUGAAAAUCAAACAACCUCCACCCCUCUCAUGGAAAGUAAGGGAGACAUGGGUAAGCCUCCCGAGCCUCAACCGCAGAAUCAUGCCGCGCCUCCAUUGCCAUUUAUGCCAUGCGUUUCAACAACCGGAAAUGGUCCGAAUGGGAAAACUGUAAACGGGUUUUUGUAUAGAUAUACAAAAUCAGAAGUGAGCAUCAUUUGUGUUUGCCAUGGAAGCUCAUUCUCACCGGCUGAGUUCGUGCAGCAUGCUGGAGGCACAGAUGUUUCACAUCCUCUGAAGCAUAUUACUGUAAUUCCUUCGGCUUUUUGACAAACUCAUUUAGAAAAAUUGAUGAGUGUAUAUAUACAUUUUGACUUGCAAGAACUUCUCCUGCAAAAUGGUGGGAAGGGACUCGGAUCUUUUACUUAAUUUUCAGUUGAAACUUCUCUAACUACAUUAACAGACAGUGGAUAUUUGAUACUUAGAUGAAGCACUUUACAAUUUUGAUUUUA
This is a messenger RNA of Mercurialis annua (annual mercury), 1520 nucleotides long. RefSeq lists its product as uncharacterized. The record is from RefSeq and is a predicted model, not a curated record. Lineage: Eukaryota; Viridiplantae; Streptophyta; Magnoliopsida; Malpighiales; Euphorbiaceae. Gene Ontology annotation, cellular component: nucleus. The transcript is spliced from 2 exons. The coding region runs from base 106 to 1338 and encodes 410 amino acids. Gene Ontology annotation, biological process: signal transduction; negative regulation of DNA-templated transcription.